AUGUCAGGAACAGGCCUAGGACUUAACAUUUUCCCACUUGAAUAUAUUCUACCUUUCUAUUCCGCUAUUUUUUGGGGGGCUUUAACAACAAUGAAUAUAAAAUUGAAAGGCGCCCAAACUGGUCAUAGUUUGUUAAAGCGUAAAAAUGGGAAAACAGCUUCAUUUUCAUUAGCAGAAGUGACUUAUAUUGCUGGCGACAUUAGUUAUCAGGUUCAAGAGAGUGCUAAGAAUGCUCAAUUACGUAUUCGUAUCAAACAAGAAAUGUUUUUGUUACCCAUUUUUGAAAAUUAUAUGGAAGGAGGAAAUGCAACCGAUGUGAAAAGAUUAUAUGUGUAUUGUUUUGAAUGUAAUAAUUAUAUUUAUGACUUUGAAUUUGAAGAGAUAAAAAAGCUUGCUGAUAUUAGAGCAGCAGAAGAUGAAUCGAUUGAAAAAGAACCAAAUUCAAAACGAGCAAGAUUUGAAGUAUACAAGCCCACACCUGAAGAAAGUAUUCUUAUUAAUGAAGGUUCAACUUCAUUUACAUGUGCGGGUAGAAAGAAGAGAAAAGAAUGA
Molecule: messenger RNA, 552 nt
Organism: Entrophospora sp. SA101
Lineage: Eukaryota; Fungi; Glomeromycota; Glomeromycetes; Entrophosporales; Entrophosporaceae
Source: the annotation of a GenBank genome assembly